AUGAUUGGUAAUUCAGCUAUUAGAGAAAUUACUCGUUUAUGUUCUAACUUAAAAUACUUUAGUCUAGAGGGUUGUAAAUGUAGCAGAAAAGUAAUAGAAAAGCUUGAUCGGAAUAUUGAGGUAGAAUGGUUUGGUACAGAAAGUGAUUGGUCUGAUACAGGUAGUGAAAAU
Funneliformis geosporum is the source of this 171-nucleotide messenger RNA. Lineage: Eukaryota; Fungi; Glomeromycota; Glomeromycetes; Glomerales; Glomeraceae. The record is from the annotation of a GenBank genome assembly.